Molecule: messenger RNA, 1041 nt
Organism: Pestalotiopsis fici W106-1
Lineage: Eukaryota; Fungi; Ascomycota; Sordariomycetes; Amphisphaeriales; Sporocadaceae
Exons: 3
Coding region: 1-1041 (346 amino acids)
Biological process (GO): NADPH regeneration
Cellular component (GO): cytoplasm
Molecular function (GO): oxidoreductase activity; nucleotide binding
Source: RefSeq, a predicted model, not a curated record
AUGACGGGCUCCAUUGGCGUGGCUAUAAUUGGAAGUGGCAUCUUUGUGAGGGAACAGCAUCUCCCAGCAGUUCAGAAAUCCGAGGACCUGGAACUCAAGGCAAUUUACUCUCGCUCUCUCAAAUCUGCCCAGAGCGUUUCAGAAGGCCUCUCGGGAGUAUCUCUAUACAGCAAUGACAGCCAAGAGGGAUACGCCGACUUGCUGAAGCGUGACGAUAUUGUCGCCGUUAUCAUCGCGCUCCCCAUUCCAUCACAGCCCGACUUUAUCAAGCAGGCACUCGAUGCUGGCAAGCAUGUCCUGGCCGAGAAGCCACUCGCCAAGGAUGUCGAGACGGCCAGGCAGCUCAUGGACCACUAUCGUGGGCUCAAGGGGCAGGCAACCUUUGGCGUCGCCGAGCAGUUCCGUUACCUGAACUCGUAUUUGCAUGGCGCUUCUGAGAUCGCCAAGCUUGGCCGCGUCCUGGGCUGCCAGCUGCGCCUACACUUUACUGUCAAUCUCGGGACCAAGUAUAUUGAAACUCCCUGGCGCAAGACUCCUGAAUUCUCUGGAGGUUUCCUUUUAGAUGGCGGGGUUCACCAGAUUGCAGCUCUGCGGUUGAUGCUCAAGGGCGGUGGCGUCAAGGUCCAGAAAGUAUCGGCUUUUACGACGCAGCUGCGCGAGUGGCUCCCGCCUGUCGAUACGGUAGACGCAACACUAUUGCUGGAUUCAGGCGCCACGGGCUUUCUGAGCAUGAGCUUUGGCUCGUCGUUUGACGAUGCCGAAAUUGCCGUGGCCUGCGAGCGCGGCACCGUCAGCGUCGACCGCAACGGCAACGUCACGGUGCGGGCGGCGGGCGAAAAGGAGGCCGCGACGGUCCACAAGCCCAACGAGGAGGGCGGCGUCGCGACCGAGGUCUGGGCCUGGGCGCGGAGCAUCAAGAAUGGCAAGCCCGACGCGGAGCAAUCCCCCGAGGAGGCGCUGGCGGAUCUCGAGAUGCUGGAGGCAUUGUUGAAGAGUGGAGAGCAGGGGGGCGCGCCUGUUCAGUUGAGUUUGCAGAUUUGA